Messenger RNA from Poecilia latipinna (sailfin molly), 991 nucleotides. Its product is annotated as putative protein TPRXL. NCBI's taxonomy places the organism in Eukaryota, Metazoa, Chordata, Actinopteri, Cyprinodontiformes, Poeciliidae. The record is from RefSeq and is a predicted model, not a curated record. Gene Ontology annotation, biological process: immune response. Gene Ontology annotation, cellular component: extracellular region. Gene Ontology annotation, molecular function: chemokine activity. The transcript has 4 exons. The coding region runs from base 123 to 641 and encodes 172 amino acids.
AAAUAGAUGUUUUCUUCAGAGGGCUGUCAGUUCACCACCAGCUCUGUGGAGGGGAAGUGAGACGACCGACCGACCAGAAAUACUUUCUUCUCUGUUUAUUCUCCUGCUUUCUUACCAUCAACAUGCUGAAGGUCGCGCUGGUCGCUGUCAUCAUGGCGGUUGUUUCUGCAAAUCCAGGUGAGAAGUUGUUUAGCUGCUGUAAGAAAGUCAGCACAGCUGAGAUCAAAGAACCGAUAAUAAAGUUUGAGGUCCAGCGGUCGAAUCCUCCGUGUGUGACAGCCGUCAUCUUCACCACCCAGACGGGGCAUUACUGCAGCCACCCUCAGGCUCCCUGGGUUUUCCAGAAGAUCCAAGAACUGAGGAGAGCCAAAGCUCAGCUGUCCACUCCUCAGGUUGUCGCUUCAACCCCUCCAUCAACUUCAUCUUCAUCUUCAUCUUCAUCUUCGUCUUCAACUUCAUCUUCGUCUUCAACUUCAUCUUCGUCUUCAUCUUCCGUGCUCCUCUCCAUCAUUACAUCCACCGCUGCUCCGCCUUCAUCAUCAUCACCCGGACCGUCUUCUUCAUCUACGUCUUCGUCUUUCUCCUCUUCUGCCUCCACAACCGCAGAAAGUGAGACGUUUUCUGCAUCCACAGAUCAGUAGAUCUGCAGCUGAUGCAGAAAAACAGAAAAUAUAUUUAAUUUGUUUCUCUGUACGACUAAAAACUAAAGAUAAGAAAAAUGAAAGAAUAGAAUUAAGCUAAAUUCACGUUAAAUAUUCCGUUUUUCAGUGUUAAUUUGGUAACGUUAUUUAUUAAAGUAUUUCACUGUGCAGGUAGAGGAUAAACUAUAUUUAUAUUUAUUUACAGAGCUCCAAAGAGUUUAAUAAAUGAUAAAAUUGUCUGUAAAAUAUUUUAAGCUAUCUGUUUACUUUAAGGCAUUAACUUUUCACUCUGAAGUAAAACUGUAAAGAUAUAAAGAUUGUUUUUAGAAAUAAAAAUAUCUAAUCUAAAA